Molecule: messenger RNA, 2247 nt
Organism: Boleophthalmus pectinirostris (great blue-spotted mudskipper)
Lineage: Eukaryota; Metazoa; Chordata; Actinopteri; Gobiiformes; Gobiidae
Gene: dmtf1
Product: cyclin D binding myb-like transcription factor 1
Biological process (GO): regulation of transcription by RNA polymerase II
Cellular component (GO): nucleus
Molecular function (GO): RNA polymerase II cis-regulatory region sequence-specific DNA binding; DNA-binding transcription factor activity, RNA polymerase II-specific
Source: RefSeq, a predicted model, not a curated record
CAAUAAUCUAUUGUCAUGCUCAUUAACUACACCACUUUAAUAUCUUCAAAUGGCUCGCAGAUAAACUCAAAUCUGGCAACCCAAGGCUUCGCAGGGCCGAGCCUCCAUCCUGGCAUUUGCCUUCAUCCUGGUAACUCAAAAGUCCCCGGACCAAAAACAGGAAUUUACAGUUCAACCUUUUGCUCCAAAUUUGCAUCCCUAAUCUGAAAAAGGAUGAGCUCAGAAAAAGAAGAUGGUGAACUGGAAACAGUCAAAUCUGUCACCCUUACCCAAGACAGUGAUGGCAGCAUUAUUCUCCACUGUUCUCCCAAUGAUGAAGACUCAGAGCCGCUCCAGAAGAAACUUUGUCUCUCCACAGAACAAGAAGAUGCUCAUAAUUUCUCUGUGGUUUCCUUACCAAUGUCAGAGGACAGUGGGAAUUUUGAAGUCACAAUGGCAGCAACCUCAGAGGGAGAGCUGUCUGAAGAUGGUGUUGCUCAUAUCCAGAUUUUACAAGAAGAUGAGUCUGUCCAGAGGUCAGACAUUUCACCUGUCAGUCAGGCUUGGUUCACUACCAAAGAAGACAAAGACACAUUGGCCAAUAAAGGUCACAAGUGGAAGCAGGGUAUGUGGUCUAAAGAGGAGAUUGACAUUCUGAUGAGCAACAUUGAGCGCUAUGUAAAGGACCGGGGAAUUGAGAGUGCUGCUGAGAUCAUCUUUGAUAUGUCAAAAGAAGAAAGAAAAGACUUUUACCGCUCUGUGGCCUGGGGUCUUAACCGACCAUUGUUCGCUGUGUACAGGCGGGUCUUACGGAUGUAUGACAACCGCAACCAUGUUGGAAAAUAUAAGCCUGAAGAAAUUGAGAAGCUUAAAACGCUUAAAGAGAAGCAUGGAAAUGACUGGGCCACAAUUGGUGCUGCUUUAGGUCGUAGUGCUUCCUCCGUGAAAGACCGCUGUAGACUGAUGAAGGACACUUGCAACACAGGUAAAUGGACUGAGGAGGAGGAGCGCUGUCUUGCAGAGGUUGUGUAUGAGAUGGCAGGAACACCAGGCUCAGCGGUAACAGGAGGUGUAUCUUGGGCAGUGGUUGCUGAAAAAGUGCGCACACGUUCAGAGAAACAGUGUCGGUCAAAGUGGUUAAACUAUUUGAACUGGAAACACACUGGAGGCACAGAAUGGACAAAAGAGGAUGACCAGAACUUGAUACAAAGGAUAUCAGAGCUGGAAGUGGAGGAAGAGAAUGACAUCAAGUGGGAGGACCUGGCUGGAGGGUGGAGUAGUGUCCGAUCUCCUCAGUGGUUACGGUCAAAGUGGUGGAGCAUAAAGAGACAAGUCACAAAUCACAAGGAGAUCCCAUUCAGUGUUCUUCUUAAAGGUCUACAGGAGCUGACAGCAUCCUCACAGACCACCUCUGGGUCUGGGAGUCCCUCGUCUUCUUCUUCCCUGCAGAUCCGACUCACACGAUUGGAGGAGAGCAGCAACAGUUCCACCCCCAGCUCUGUUGCUGCUCUUCAGAUUCCUGUACAGAUACCUCUGCAGAUUACUCACCUCGAUUCUUCAGCGGCUACUUCUGACAGUGGAACCAUCACACUGAACACAGGAGCACUACAAACAUUUGAGAUUUUGCCAUCUUUCCAACUGCAGCCCACUGGCACACCUGGGACAUACUACCUCCAGACUACAUCCAAUCAGGGAUUGCCGCUCAGCCUCUCUACCAAUCAGGGCCUUCCUCUUAGUUUAACCAAUAACAGUACUGUUACAUUGACAAGCUCCUCACCCCCUUCACAUGAACACAUUAUUCUUCACAGCCUCUCAACUGACAGUCUUUGCUCAAGUGAUGGCGUCAUCAUUCACACAGUCACUUCUGACCCCACCACUCUGGACCCCGUCAGCCAAUCACAGCUGGUCGUAGAGGCAGAGGACAGUAGGCAGGACCACCUGGAUACUUCAAGUCUACUAAACGCAACACAAAAUGUUGUCACAGAAAGCCAAGAAGCAAUAACAGAUAGUUUUGAUGGAAAGGAUGUACAACAGGCAUCAGUGGAAGCUACGGUAGUGAAUUCAGAAAUAACUUCUGGUAAUACAGUUCUCAUAGUUUCUCCUCAUAACAUCAGCAGCACACUGACUGACCCUAUCCUGGAAAACCAAGAAGGCUCAGACUGAAUUUUAAUCUCUCAGAAGGUUGUAUGAAGCACAGCAAGUUCCUGCAGUGUUAAAAGAGGAGUCCUUGCAGACAACAAUGUCCAUUUGAAUGACCAAUUUAGUGAA